AAAGUUAGUUAGUAGCAUUGCGCAUUAAUUUAUUAUGUAAAUAUUUUUGUGUAUUCCCCGAACUUCUUUUACAUCUCAUUAUCAACAAGAAUUUCUUCCUUUUAUAUCGUAAAUUUCGCAUACUAAAAACCAUGGAGGUAUAAGAGAAGAUUCAGAGGUCGAUUUAAUUUUCAUGGGCCAAAGGAACAUCUUUGUCCAGGCUCUGUUCCUAGAUAUUGCACAGUUAUCUUGGUGCACAGUUGAGGGUCAGGAUGAGGCUUCACAAUGGAAUAGAUGCUGAGCGUCUAAUGCAGAUGCUUAGGCAGAACUUAAUUAAAGAACAAGACCAAUGGAAACCAAAGGCAUACAAUUCUGUUGAUAUUGACACAUUGGAAGUGAAUGGAAAUCAGAGAGAUGAGGCUGUUCGCUGGAUGUUGUUUCUAAACAGGAGAUUUGGAUUUACCCCAGAAACCUUUGGUCUCAGUGUUUCCCUUCUAGACAGAUUUCAUUGUCUUGUUAAAGUUCGACCUAAGUAUCUGCCAUGUGUAGCCAUUAGCUGUCUUUACAUCGCAGCUAAGACCCUGGAGGAAGAAGAAGUAAUUCCCAGCACCGUAGAUCUUGUGAAGAUUAGUCAGUGUAGCUGCUCAGUGGCAGAAAUCCUACGCAUGGAGCUCGCCAUUCUUAACAAAUUAUCAUGGAACAGUAAAUUUGUUACAGCAGUAGACUUUCUUCACAUUAUCCACGGAUUGUUGAUGAAUUAUUUCCCUCAACUGCUUAAGGGACUCUCUGACAUGACACCCUCACGUCAUCUGGGACUUCUGAUGAGACGUUUGUUUUGUUGCUAUAGUGACCAUCGAUUGAUGACCUUCAGACCGGUGACCCUAGCUAUGACUGUUAUCUGUUUAGAACUGGAACAGAUGACUCCUAAUUGGCUCUCCAUGGUUAUUAUGGUUCAACAAAUGGCUAAGAUUGACAAUGAAGAUUUUAUCCAAUGCCGAGAGGAAAGUGGAAGGUUUCUAACCAGUAACAAACUACUACCCACCGGUUAUAAAUUUUCUUCUCAAAAGCCAUUGCCUAAAAAGUCUAUCAAACGUAAGGCCAGUAUUCUAGACGACGAGGACGAUAUCUACGACGGAAUCAAGAGGCUGUACAAUGAAGACAGCAAUGACGUCAGGAUGUCAUGUGCCAAAGAGUUGCACCAAGAUAACCAAGACAAUUUCAUACAAAUGACUACUGUUAGUGCCAAUUAAAUAUGUAAUCUCAGGUGUUUUAAUUUGGAUGUUACAGGUAGAUAGAGUUGAGAAAUCAUAUCAUUAUCCUUGCUGAAAACUUUAUAAAUUAUACUUUUGGUGUGACUUGGUUUGUAGAAUUUAUCUUUUUCUCUGAAUUUUUCUUCUUCAAAAAAGAAUCAUAGACAAAUAUAUACUUUAUAAAUAGUUAAAGAGUAAAUGUCUUUUGAAAUAUGUGUUAUUAAUAAACCGAAAAGAACAAAAACUAACAGUUUGUAAACUUUGCGUUGAAGUAAAUGCUACACUGUUAUGUCUUCUGUUUCUCAACUUUUUCUAAAUGCAAGUCCUAUCUGAGGCCAAGAGAUGCAUAUGUCAAUCAAAAACUAACAGAAAUAAUCUUUGAACUGUAGCCCAUGUCUCUUUUGAUAUAAUUUGUUUUAUUUAUGUUACAUUUUUCACAAGAAUAUGUUAAAGUGCCAUAUUUUAUUCUGUUUAUAGAAGUUGUUUAUUAUUACUACGUACUUAACAUAUUCUUGUAGAUCUACCCACUCGUAUGAUUGUUAAUGCCAUUAUUAUGAAGCUUGCCCAUUCUCAAUUUGAUACCAUAGAUAUUAUACAUCCAGGUCAGUUGAGUUGAUCUUCUUUAAAAAUAAAAUUUUCUUUGGUAACAUUUCUCAAAUUAUCUUUGUACAAUACAUUAUUUAGAAAUUAUUAAAUCUAAGAAUAUAUUUUUGGAAAUAAUUCUUAUCUGUGAAAUUAAUAACAAUUCAUUUUAUUUUUUUCAAUCACAAAAAUAUAUUAGUGCUAACAUACAAUUUUGUUUGCUCAUACUGCAGCCAAAUUAUAUGAAAAUUAUAAAUUGUUAUUUUUUUUCCUUGUUAUUUUUGUUUGUAAAUACCUGUACAAAGUUUUUCUUUUUAAUUUUUGAAGAGGCUGUGACAAGAACAAACGAUUAUGUUAUUAUUUCCACUGAUGAGUACAGUAUUUUGAUUUUAAUUUUAUUUCUAUAUGUUAUUAUGUGUUGUAAGUUAUUUAUGAAUCUUUUUGCUUUAAUGUUAUUUUAUAUAAUUUAUU
Messenger RNA from Mytilus trossulus (common blue mussel), 2282 nucleotides. RefSeq names its product cyclin-I-like. Gene Ontology annotation, molecular function: cyclin-dependent protein serine/threonine kinase regulator activity. The record is from RefSeq and is a predicted model, not a curated record. The coding region runs from base 252 to 1229 and encodes 325 amino acids. Gene Ontology annotation, biological process: mitotic cell cycle phase transition; regulation of cyclin-dependent protein serine/threonine kinase activity. Gene Ontology annotation, cellular component: nucleus; cyclin-dependent protein kinase holoenzyme complex; cytoplasm. NCBI's taxonomy places the organism in Eukaryota, Metazoa, Mollusca, Bivalvia, Mytilida, Mytilidae. The transcript has 7 exons.